Messenger RNA from Echinops telfairi (small Madagascar hedgehog), 3796 nucleotides. It is a transcript of the gene LIN7C, whose product is annotated as lin-7 homolog C, crumbs cell polarity complex component. The record is from RefSeq and is a predicted model, not a curated record. Bases 34 to 627 code for a protein of 197 amino acids. Gene Ontology annotation, biological process: neurotransmitter secretion; maintenance of epithelial cell apical/basal polarity; protein localization to basolateral plasma membrane. Lineage: Eukaryota; Metazoa; Chordata; Mammalia; Afrosoricida; Tenrecidae. Gene Ontology annotation, molecular function: L27 domain binding. The transcript is spliced from 5 exons. Gene Ontology annotation, cellular component: synapse; cell-cell junction; MPP7-DLG1-LIN7 complex.
CAUUUCCUGAGGGGCUGUGGGCCGAGGGAGAAGAUGGCGGCGCUCGGGGAGCCCGUGCGACUGGAGCGGGAUAUUUGUAGAGCAAUUGAAUUGCUGGAAAAACUCCAAAGGAGUGGAGAAGUACCCCCACAGAAACUUCAGGCUUUACAGAGAGUUCUUCAAAGUGAGUUUUGCAAUGCUGUAAGAGAGGUGUACGAACAUGUCUAUGAGACUGUGGACAUCAGUAGCAGUCCUGAAGUGAGAGCUAAUGCAACUGCAAAGGCUACUGUUGCUGCUUUUGCCGCCAGUGAGGGACAUUCUCAUCCUCGAGUGGUUGAACUGCCCAAAACAGAAGAGGGCCUUGGAUUCAAUAUCAUGGGAGGCAAAGAACAAAACUCUCCCAUCUACAUAUCGCGGAUAAUCCCAGGGGGGAUUGCUGAUAGACAUGGAGGCCUCAAACGAGGAGAUCAGCUGCUUUCUGUUAAUGGAGUGAGUGUUGAAGGAGAACAUCAUGAAAAAGCCGUAGAACUGCUGAAAGCAGCCCAAGGGAAGGUUAAGCUAGUAGUGCGAUACACACCCAAGGUCCUAGAAGAAAUGGAGUCACGCUUUGAGAAAAUGAGAUCAGCAAAGCGCAGGCAACAGACUUAACGCUGUUCAGAACUGUGUAGUUCACUUCGCUUUUAGCUUGAGAAGUGUUGCUUGUGACCUACCUACUGAGGGCCGCAACGCCAGUGAUUGUACAAAACGAAGAGAAACUUCCGCUGACGACUCCUUGCCAUUUUAUAAAUGCCUCUUUGAACAUCAUUUACGGUUCCCGAGAUGCAUACACUUUUUUCUGACAAGAAAAAGUAAUUGGGUGUUGAGGGCAUUUCUGUCCUGCUGUUUUUACAGGCCUUUUUCCAAAUGCAGAUUUUUGUCAUAAAGCUGUUAUAGAUUUUUUAAAUGCUUUUUUAAUAUUAAAAUGUACUUUUACAUUCUUAAUCUUUUUUUAAAAAAAGCUUUCAUUUGGCUGCUUAUUUAAAAAUAACAAUUCUCCAAUUCUUUUUUUUUUUUGGCUUUAUUUUUUCUUAACCUGUGACAUUUCUUUACAGUUUUCCAAGAAAUUAGACAUAAAGUCUCAGCUACAGCAGUUCAGUACACUGUCAAUGUUGGCAUCACUGCUACAUUUUGUACUUUUGAACACUUAAUCUCGGUAAUCAACAAUAAAUCAUUACUCAGCACAGUCAAAGUUUUUUACUUUUAUUUAAACAUAAUGUAUAAUGAAUGUUCAUUUAUACUGAUUUAUAAAAGUGAGUUUUUAAACACUGAAACAAUCAUUGCUAAAAUAGGUAUUCUUUCAUAAUAUUAGAGCAGCGAGGUAAGAGGAUGUAAUUUGAUUGUUAGCGUUCCUGAUUACAUCCCUUUCUAUCUAUUUAUAUUCAAUGAUAAUAUCAUAAAUUAUAAAUGCAUAAACAAGUUCAGAUUUCACUGUUUGCAAAUUUUUUAAUGCUACUCAUUUUUAUUUAAAUAGACUUCCUAUUUUUUGAUGGUUUCAUUCUUAGUGAUGAGCAAGUUAGUUUGGGUAAGGAAUAGUGGUCGGAAAAAAAAAGUAAUUCCUUCAACCUCAGUCUCAAGAAUUACAUUAUCUUUACCAGCCUAAUUUACAUAGUUGAUUUUAAAUAGGAAGAAGAUAGAAAGUAUGUUUAUGGUGUGUAGAAAUUAUGAGGUGAUUAAUUCAUAAUCCUCUGGCUCCUUGUCAACAUGAGUAGAAACUCAUUCAUAUUAAAAUUGCCAGAUUUAGAAAUGUGGUCUUUGUUUACAAUUCAAGUACCAUGAGGAUUAUUUUGAGGGGUUACUUUAUUUCAUUUGUCCAUUGGAUGGCACUGUUGUACUGCAAGGCAGUUGUUAAGUGUAUGACUGUGAGGUCUUUUAAGGCUGAAAUAGGUGAGUUUCAUUUUUACUUGCAUAGGAAAAUUUGUACCAUUAAAAAAAUUUAAAGUGAUGGAUACUAGAAAGAAGUUAAUGGGUUGAACUGUAUGAGAUUUGGCAAAAUUAUCUACCCUGUGUAAAAUGGGCAUUUUGUAACAUUCCUUCAAGAAAGAAAUGUGUACCUUUUCCUGCAUGAUUGUGAGUCUUAAAUGAUUGUUCCAGUUUUCAAUGAUUUACUAAGCAAAAGUCAAUCAGCAUUGUUAUUUAUCGCUUAGGAAUUGAACACUGGAUUGCAUGAUUGAAUGUCUUGUUCACCCCAAACUGUGCUUGCUGUUGAUAGGAUUGUGCUGUUAGCUUGUAUAUUUUCCAAAUUAAUUAAUGUUUGUAAAAUGUUGAGACUAAAGUAGUGUAGUAGAAUUAUGGACUUAUUUUAAUUGUAAAAUUUUUAGAGAUAUUUGUUGUAGACGUUUACAUAUUAAAGCGAGGUAUCAUUGCACAUAACCAGUAAUAUUAUUGUUAUGCUUGUAUUCUUGCAUUACACGGGUAAGUAAGCCCUGAAGAAAUCUUAUUUUAGUAUAGCUAUAUCCAGCUGCAGUAGUUUUUAAGGGUGUGUCAACAUUUCAUUAUAAAUUAUAGCUUCCUGGUUCAAUAUCAGCUCUUUGAGAACUUUCAGCCAAGUUAAAUCUUUUUUGGUGUUGAAACUUAGAAAGCUGAGUAAGUUUUCCCCCCUUCUUUCCACAGUAAUCCACAAUCUGUUCUCUGUGUGGGUUGGCACUAUUUAUAAUUCUUAAAAUGAGGAUAGUUUAAAGGAGCCAAAUACAGUAAUUUUACUUGCUACUGUAUAAGCAUGAGUAGCAGUAGUUUGUUUGCAUUAAUAUAAUUUUCACUGUGUCCCAGAAUUUUAAAUCCUAACUUAGGAAAAUCCAAUUAUUCACUGGCAAAGAUGUACAGUAGUGGUAUAGUAUAGCAAGAAAAUGAAUGGAAUUUUCAUCCUAUAAAUGUAUCAUUUGUGAACAUAACUUGGCACAUUAUCAAUGGAUAAUGUUAGAUUUAUAAGUUACAAAUACGUAUAAGUUACCUUUCAUACCCAAUUUCCAUUUAUUUUCUUUGUAUUUCAAAAUGAGUUGACUCCUUAGCUUUCAGCUGUAGUUGCAUAUUAGAACACUGCUGAACUUUAAAAAACAAUACCUGGGUCCCAUCCCGGGGUGGGGCCAAGUUUUCCAGGUGGUCCUGGUGGGCACUCAGAGUUGAGAUUCAGUAAUUUCUCCUGUCAAAAAUGUUCUGAUCACACUGGGCCCUGCUUUGAACAAAUUCAGUUGCAGCUAUUUAAUGAUGGCUUUUAUUUCUUAGUUUUUCAAGGAAUAAAGAGCAUUUGGCAUUCCUUAUCUGAAAAGUAAUUGCAGUCUACCUUUUUAAAAAGUACAGUUUGCCAGCCGGUUUGAAUGUAAAUUUUUAAUAUCUGUCCUUUUUCUGCCCUCUUAAUCUUUAAAACCUGCAAAUAGAAAUGUUCAUUAUUUGAGGAAGCUUGUUUAAAAGUACAGCUGAAGAAUAAUGUCAUUGAUAAUUAUGUGCUUUCUUAACUGGCCACUUUAUUCAUUAGUAUAAUACUAGAGUGCGGUGGCCAAGUUCUUUGGAGGUUUGAUGACUCAGAGUUUUUUUUUUUAAUUGUCCUCUUCUAAAUCUGUAAAGUCAUUUUGCUCAAGCACUUAAGUAGUUUGGCUCAAGUACCUUGUUUACAGAUAAAAUGGACAUAGCAUUUAAUAGAAGAAAUGCUUAUGACUUACCUGAGAAGAAUGUCAGCAUGUAAGAGAAUCCAUGUUGUGAAUAAUUUAUAAUCUGGAAAGAUCAUUGAAAUAUCAAGGAUACUAGUAAUUGUAUUUCCUGAAUAAAUGGAUGUUUAUGCAUUUUC